AUGACAUUUGUUAGGGAAUUAGAGGUUGCUAGUCAAAAUAGCAGAGCAUUUAACGUGACACUAUGGUUUAUUUUCAUCUUCGGUUUGUUGAAGCUUGUUCCUUUUGCAUUGAGAUUUCUGUCCAUGGUCUUUGAUCUCUUUGUAUUACCACCUGUCAACUAUGCCAAGUAUGGUUGCAAAGCUGGUGACUACGCUGUGGUUACAGGUGCUUCCGAUGGUAUUGGUAAAGAAUUUGCUUCUCAAUUGGCAAGUAAAGGCUUCAAUCUAGUACUAAUCUCAAGAACUGAAUCAAAACUAGUUGCAUUGAAGGAUGAACUAGAAGGCAAAUUCAACAUUAAAGCCAAGAUCUUAGCCAUUGAUAUCUCUGCGGAUAGCAAGGACAACUACAACAAGAUUUAUUCCCUUUGUGAUGACCUUCCAAUCUCUAUACUAGUUAACAAUGUUGGCCAAUCUCAUUCUAUUCCUGUUCCAUUUUUGGCUACUGAAGAAGAAGAAAUGAGAAACAUUAUAACUAUCAAUAACACCGCUACCUUGAUGAUCACUCAAAUUAUUGCUCCAAUUAUUAUCAGAACAGUUAAGAAACACAGAGAAUCUGGGGAUAAAAAGUUGAAGUCUCAACGUGGUCUGAUCUUGACUAUGGGCUCCUUUGGUGGUUUGAUCCCAACCCCAUUGCUUGCUACAUACAGUGGCUCUAAGGCCUUCUUGCAAAAUUGGUCCUCCUCUCUAGCUGGUGAACUUGCAGCAGACAAUGUGGAUGUUGAGUUGGUUCUAUCUUACUUGGUUACUAGCGCAAUGUCAAAAGUUAGAAGAACCUCUAUGAUGAUUCCUAAUCCACGUACUUUUGUCAAGUCCACUCUGAGAAAUAUUGGCAGACGCUGUGGUGCCCAGGACAGGUAUGGAACGAUCACGCCUUUCUGGAGUCAUGCUAUCUACCAUUUUGUCAUUGAGGAAUUGUUUGGUGUCUACGCCAGAGUUGUCAACGAGAUCAAUUACAAAUUCCACAAGUCUAUCAGAAUUAGGGCUGUUAGGAAGGCUGUAAGAGAAGCCAAGCAAAACUGA
Molecule: messenger RNA, 1059 nt
Organism: Nakaseomyces glabratus
Lineage: Eukaryota; Fungi; Ascomycota; Saccharomycetes; Saccharomycetales; Saccharomycetaceae
Gene: IFA38
Product: ketoreductase
Biological process (GO): fatty acid elongation
Cellular component (GO): endoplasmic reticulum
Molecular function (GO): ketoreductase activity
Source: RefSeq, a predicted model, not a curated record